Vanrija pseudolonga is the source of this 1174-nucleotide messenger RNA. RefSeq names its product Putative 2-hydroxyacid dehydrogenase UNK410. The transcript is spliced from 4 exons. The record is from RefSeq and is a predicted model, not a curated record. Bases 68 to 1141 code for a protein of 357 amino acids. Lineage: Eukaryota; Fungi; Basidiomycota; Tremellomycetes; Trichosporonales; Trichosporonaceae. Gene Ontology annotation, molecular function: oxidoreductase activity, acting on the CH-OH group of donors, NAD or NADP as acceptor; NAD binding.
CAACAACCCCGCUUUGCUUUCUCGCCUCGCACUUCGAACCUCAACCUCGGCCUCAUUGUUCUUCGAGAUGUCGAUGCUUACGCGUUCUAUUCCUCGCUGGACGGCUGCCAUCCAGCUACGAAGCAGUCGUGGACUGGCGACCGCAAAGCCCAAGGUCCUGCUGUUGGACCCAGUCAACCUGGCACAUGAAGAGCUGGCAAAUCUCGAACGCGAAGCUGAACUGAUCCCUCUCAAGAGUCAAGAUCGGGCUACUUUCAUCCAGGACCUCAGCACGGCCUACAGCUCCGUAUCCGCCAUUUACCGCCACUUCAAAGGCACUGGCUCCAUCAACGUGACUGGGCGAUUUGACGAAGAGCUAGUGUCCAAACUCCCUUCGUCCCUGCGGUUCAUUGCCCACAAUGGAGCGGGAUACGAUCAGAUUUCUGUGGACCCAUGCACAAGCCGAAAGAUUCAAGUGACCAAUGUGCCUUCUGUGGUUGACAAUGCGACUGCCGACACGGCUCUCUUUCUCAUUCUAGGAUCCCUCCGGCAGUUCAAUGUCGCUCUUGCCAAUGCCCAAGCAGGAGAGUUUCACCGCGGCCUGCCACUGUCAUCCGACCCGGCAGGCAAGGUCUUGGGCAUCAUCGGGAUGGGCGGUAUCGGCAGGGCCCUCGCUAAGAGGGCUAAAGCGCUUGGGAUGACCAUCCAAUACCACAACCGGUCUCGCCUCCCAGAAGAUCUCGAGCAAGGGGCGAAAUAUGUUGGUCGGGAUGAGCUCAUCGCCACGUCUGACGUUGUUUCACUCAACCUCCCUCUCAAUGAAUCUACCAAGCACUCGAUUGGCGACGCAGAGUUUAGGGCGAUGAAGCCCACUGCCAUCUUGAUCAACACCGCCCGCGGCCCUGUGGUGGAUGAACCGGCGCUGAUUGCGGCACUGAAGUCUGGCGAAAUUGCUGGCGCCGGUCUCGAUGUCUACGAAAACGAGCCCACCAUCCCAACCGAACUUCUUCAACAUCCACGCGCGAUAUGUCUGCCACACAUUGGAACACUGUCAUACGAGACACAGAAGGAGAUGGAGGCCUUCUGUCUUCGUAAUAUCCGUGCUGGCUUGGCAAGCGGCAAGCUGACAAACGUUGUUCCCGAGCAGAAGGGCCUAUGGUAGGGUGAAUAGAUAGUAGAACUGAAUGAAUGCUUG